AUGCGGAAACAAAAGCAGAAUUAGUUAGAUGAAAUCGAAUUGAGAUUUAAUGUAGAAUGGGUUAGGAAUCAAAAGGAAUUGUAGGCAUGGGUAGCAAAUAUGAAAGUUAUAAGUACUUAUGAUGAGAGCGAAAAAGAAUUCACUGCAUUAUUAGUUUAUGUGAUUACUUAAAAUGGUACUAUAAUAUAUUAUUUUAGGGGAGUUUCUUAAAUUGAUGUAUGAUAUUCCUCCUUAUUUCUAUGUUGAAUGUAAUUAAGAACAUAUAAAUGAAUUGGCUAUGCAUUUAGAAAAUAAAUAUGAAAAAUAAAUUCUAAAAGUUGACAUUAUUGAAAGGGUAGAUUUGGAUAAAGUAUAACAUAUAAUAGGAGGAAAAGAGAAAUUCAUUAAAUUAUAAUUUAGAUUAAUUUAAGACUUAGUUUAAGUUAGAAAUCAAUUAAAGGCUAGAAGUGAUAAGAAUCGUAGAAAUUUCACUGAAAAUGAAUUAUUAAUUAAUAAACCUUCAACAACAAAAGAUAUCUUAGAUUAAUUAAUUGGAGUAAGAGAAUAUGAUGUACCAUAUCAUUGUAGAGUAUGUAUUGAUACUGGAUUGAGAUGUUGUAAAUGGUUCAAAUUUGUAUUGAAAGAAAGAAGAAUAGCAGAAUGCAUUGAAAUUAAAGAAAUGAUUAGUAUGCCUGAAUUAAAGUUUCUUGCUUUUGAUAUUGAAACAUAUAAAUAACCACUUAAAUUUCCAGAUGCUAAAAAUGAUUAAAUUAUGAUGAUAUCUAUCACUCAUAGUUAAAAUAGUAUUCUGAUUACUAAUAUGCAAACAUUAGGAUAAGAAGUAUAAUCUUUUGAUUAUGCUCCAAAACCUGAAUUUGCAACCUAAGCAAUUAUUUAUAAUGAACCUGAUGAGAAAUCACUUUUACUUAAGUUUUUUUAAGUCAUUUUAGAUUAUAAACCAAUAAUUAUAUCAUCAUUUAAUGGAGAUCGUUUUGAUUGGCCAUAUAUUGAAGAGAGAUGUUUAACUCAUGGAUUCUAUUUAGAAUAAGAAAUUGGAAUUAAAAAAAAUGAAGAAAAUAAUGAAUAUUAUGGUAGAUAUGUUAUUCAUAUGGAUUGUUUUGCAUGGGUUGAAAGAGAUGCAUAUCUACCUUAAGGAAGUCAUGGUUUAAAAGCAGUGACAAAAGCUAAAUUGGGAUAUUAACCAAUUGAAGUAGAUCCUGAAAAAAUGGUAUCUAUGGCUAUAUAGGAUAGUUAAUAAUUUGCAGGUUAUUCAAUAUCAGAUUCAGUUGCAACAUAUUGGUUAUAUAGAAAACAUAUUCAUGAUUUUAUUUUAGCACUUUGUACAAUUAUUCCAUUAUCACCUGAUGAAGUAUUAAGAAAAGGAUCAGGUACAUUAUGUGAAUGUCUAUUAAUGGCUUAGGCAUUUUAAAGAGAAAUUAUAUUUCCAAAUAAAACUACAUCAUCAUUAGAGAAAUUCCAUAAUGGUCAUUUAAUAGAUUCAGAAACAUAUAUUGGUGGUAAAGUGGAAUGUUUAAGAAGUGGAAUAUAUAGAAGUGAUAUUGAUGUAGAAUUUAAGAUUGACAAGGAAUGUAUGUAAUCAAUGUGGAGUGGUGUUGAUAGUUUGAUUAGAUUUGUAGGAAAGAUUGAAAAUGAAACAUUUAGUGAAGAGGAAAUAGAAAAGUGUAGUGAAAAGAUAAGAUCAAGUUUAGAUUUAUUAAUAGAAAGAGGAGAAAUAUUCAAAGAAAAACCAUUAAUAUAUCAUUUAGAUGUUGCUGCAAUGUAUCCUAAUAUUAUAUUAACAAAUCGUUUAUAACCAGUAUCAAUUGUUGAUGAAAGUACUUGUUCAUAAUGUUUUUUUAAUUAACCAUAAAAUAAAUGUUAAAGAUAAUUAGAAUGGUAAUGGAAAGGUGAUUUUUUUCCUUUGAAAAGAAGUGAAUUUGAAUUUGUAAAAUAAUAAUUGGAGUAGGAAUAGACAGAUAAUGAAAGGUCGGAUUAUGAAGAGAAAAAAAAAUAAUUAUUAAAGGAAGGAUAAGAUAUAAGAAAAUUAUAAUUAAAAGGAUUUAGUGAUUUGCCUCUUGAUGAAUAAGCAAAAAGAAUUAAAUAGAGAGUUAUAGAACAUUGUAAAAAAUCAUAUAAAUCUAUUCAUUAACAUUCAGUAGAAUUAAGAAAAGAUACUGUUUGUAUGAGAGAAAAUGAUUUUUAUGUAUAAACAGUUAGAAAUUUUAGAGAUAGGAGAUAUGAAUUUAAGGAGUUAGUAAAAGUGUAUAAGAAUAAAUUAGAAUAAGCUAAAAAAGAUGGUGUAGGAGUAAAAGAAUGUCAUGAUUUUAUGGCAUUAUAUGAAUCCUUAUAAUUGGCACAUAAGAUUAUUUUGAAUUCUUUUUAUGGUUAUGUAAUGAGAAAAGGUGCACGUUGGUAUUCUAUGCCUAUGGCUGGUAUUGUCACUCAUAUGGGUUCAUAGAUAAUAUCAACUGCAAAGUAAAGAGUUGAUUAAAUAGGAUUACCAUUAGAAUUAGAUACUGAUGGUAUUUGGUGUUUGUUACCAUCAGGAUUUCCUGAAGAUUUUAUUAUAAAAUGUUAGAGUGGUAGAAAUUUGAAGUUUAGUUAUCCAUGUUACAUAUUAAAUGAAUUAGUUUAUGAAAAAUAUAAGAACAAUUAGUAUUAAUGGUUAAUAAAUCCAGAAACAUUGGAAUAUGGUAUUAAAAGUGAAAUGUCAAUCUUUUUUGAAGUUGAUGGUCCAUAUAGAUGUAUGAUAAUACCUGCAGCUAGAGAAGAGAAUAAAUAAUUGAAGAAGAGAUAUGUAGUGUAUAAUAAAAAUGGAUCAAUUGCUGAAAUUAAAGGUUUUGAAAUUAAAAGAAGAGGAGAGUUAUAAAUUAUUAAAUAAUUUUAAUAGGAUUUAUUUUCAGAAUUUUUGAAAGGUACCAAUUUAACAGAAUGUUAUCAGGCUUGUGCUGAAGUUGGAAAGAAAUUGUUAAAAAUAUUAAUGACAGGAGGAGAAGGAAUACCAUAAUAGGAGUUACUUGAUUUAAUUGGUGAAAGUAGAGUACUUUCAAAAGAAAUAUCUGAAUAUGAUAAUAAAAAAGGAGUUGCAAUAACUGCAGGAAAAAGAAUAGCUGAAUAUUUAGGGUCUGAUUAAAUAAGAGGAGGAAGUUUAAAUUGUUAAUAUAUUAUAACAAAAUUACCUCAUAAUACUCCAGUUAAUGAAAGAUCAAUUCCUUUACUCAUAUUUGAAUCUUCUUUUGAAACUAGAAAGAAGUACUUAAGAAAAUGGCUCAAGGAACCAUAAUUACAAGAUGAUGAUUUAACAUUAUGUAAGAUUGUGGAUUGGGAUUACUAUAUUGAAAGAUUAAAGAAUACUAUUUUAAAAUUAUUAGUUAUACCAGCUGCUUUGUAGAAUAUUGAAAAUCCUAUACCUGAAGUAGAUCCUCCUGAAUGGUUAUUAAAGAAAUUAAGAGAGAAGGCUUCAGGAUUAUAGCAAACAAAAAUAAAUAAAUAUUUCAGUUAAAUAAAUAAAUUGGCACAUCAAUUAGCAGAAUUAAAAUUUUAACCUAUAGAUAUUGAAGAAAAUAAGUAGUUAUCUAAUAAAAAGAAACAUUAAAUUAAUGAAGAUAUAUCAAAGUAAUUACAUAAUCCAUAUAAUAUGGAAACAGACUUUAAAAAUUUCCUUAAAGCUUAAAAAUAAAUAUGGACUAAGGAAUUUAGAAAUAAAUAAUAAAAUAAGAAUAUUAAUGGAAGAGGUAAUUUAAAAAAUAUGAUUAAAUUUAACAAAUAAUAAUUAUUUAAUUCAGUUUGGUAAGUAUUAUAAUUUUAUGAAGUUGAACCAGGUUUAUUUUUAACUUGGAUACUUUUAGAGAAUGGUACAUUAACAAAUGUUUAAAUUUAAGUUGAUAGAACUAUUUAUACAAAUCAAUUAACAAAAGAACCUGAAUAAUAAACAAUUAAAAAAAGUUUGCCAAGAGAUAAAAAAGUUCAUUAUCUUUAUUAAUUAACAAUGGAUGAAUCUUCAUUUCAAAAUGAACAUAAAUAAUUAUUUUAAUAUGAAGCAAAUCCAAAUACAGAAAGUUUAUAUGAACAUAAAAUACCAUUAAUAUUUAAAUUAGUAACUGAAUUAGGAGCAAUUUGUAAAGUAAAUAGAUAAUAUGUUUAAAAAUAAAAAAAUGUAUUUAAAUUUGAAGAUUUAUAAAUAGUUAAAGAAUAACCUAAUUAAUAAUAAUAUUUAGAUAAAUUCUAAAAUUCUUUAUAUUAAUUUUCAUAUAUCAUAUUUCAUUUAUAAUUAUAAGAUAAUUUUGGAAUUUGGUCUGUGUUUUAUAAUGAUGAAGUCUUAAUAAUUAUUGUUAGAAAAUCAGAAGAAAAACUUAAUCGUUAAGAUUUAAAUCAAUAUACUAAAUCAGUUUAAGAAUAAUUUGAAUUCAAGAGGAAAUAAUUAUGGAAAGAAUAUAAAAUGGGAUACCAUGAAAAAAAUAAAAUCACUGUUUAAGUAAUGUAAAUAUAUUAAAUCUAAUAUUUUAGGAAAGAUGAUAAAUUGGCUAUUGAUUAUAUUUCUAAUAAUUUUGAGACUCGUGGUUAAGGAAUGAAAUUAUGUAUCUUAAAAAGUAAUAAAGAAUUAACUUAUCUAUAAAGUUAAGGAUUAUAAUUUUUAUGUCUUAAAGUAUAUAAAAUAUAAUUAAUAUAUAGAUUCCUACUUUUUGUAUUCCUAAUCUUCAUAGAGAAUCUAGAAAAGAAUUUUAAUGGGAUAUUAAUACAAUAAAAUAAUAAUUAGAAGAUUAUUGUAAACUUAAAAUUGAAAUGGAGUCAUAUAUUAAUAAUUGUAAAUAUGUAAAAGUUCCAUUAUGCAAUCUUACAUCAUCAAAUUUAGGAAAAACAGAUGUUUUUAAGACAGAAAAUGAGAACUUAAAUUAUACUACUGAUAUUUUCUUUUAAAGAGUUUUAAGAUAGAAAACAAGUUGUUUAUCAUGGUAUGGAAGUGGUUUAGGUAGAGAUAAUAGAGAUUUAGUACCAACAGAAUUUACAAAAACAUAUUUUGAUAAUCCUGGAAUUUAUAUUGGUUAUACUUGUGAAAUUGAUAUUCUUCAUUUUUCUAUUAAUACAAUUGCUUAAUCAGAAGAAAUCAAAAAUUUAGAUAAAGAAGCAAGUUCAUUAGUAGGUUAAAAUGGUAAAUCAGAUAUGCUUGAUAAUUUGGAUGAACUUGGAGGAGCAAAAAUUGCAUUUAGAUUAUUAUAAAUGUUAGUUUCAUCAUGGUUAGAUGAUAUAUAUGUAAAAGGAGAGAAAGUUUCAGAUGAUCAUAUUCUCAAUAUCAAUAUAUGGAUUUAUUCAGGUUAAAGUCCACUUUAUGAUCCUUACUUAGGUAAACUUUUAAAUAGAUUGAAUUUUAAGUUUUUUAGUAUAUUGACAACUAAAUUAAUGUAAUUGGGUGUUAAAAUAGUUAAAGCAUCUCCAACUAAAUUAUUACUUUAUACUGGUAAAUAAUAAAAGGAUAUGGCCAAAUCUUAAAUAGAAUAUAUAAUCAAUACAUUAAGAUAAUCAAAUCUAUUUAAACAUGUAACUUUUUAGUAAUCUAAAUUCUUUACUUCUCUUAUCUAUAAGGAUAAACAUAAUUAUCUUGGAAAAGAUGUCGAUUAUAAUAGUGAUAAUGAUGAGUUCGAUUAUAAAUUAAAAUUAGCUGACUUUUUACCAUCUAUAUUGUCUUAACUUUUUGUUCGUUUAAUAUUUGAAAUUUUAUUAAAAAUUGAAGAACUUAGAAAUAAUCAACUUGAAUAAAUUCGUAUGUUACCUACUAAUUUAUAAAUUUUGAGAAUGACUAAUUUAUAAAAUGACAUUAUCAAUCUUUUAGUUUAAUUUAUUAGUAAUUCUUUUUCUUAAAGAAUCUAUGAUAUAAUAUAAGAAUAUGAUGAGAGAUAUAAAAAAGAAAAAUAAAAUUAUGAAGUUUUUUUAGAAUAAUAAAAAACAAUAGGAUUAGCAGGAUUAACAGUAAAAAUGAAGAGAAUUAAUAUUGAAGAUGAUGAAGAAAUAGAAUAAGAAGAUUAAGAUGAUUAUGAAUAAAAUUCAUUUGUUGUUGCAGAUGAUGAUUUAGAUAAUACUCCAUAAUAAAUUGAAAUUGAAGAAGAAUUAGAAUGUUAAGAAGAUGGUAAAGUAUCUAAUUUUCCUAAAUUAUGGUAUCUUAAAAGUACUCUAGGAGCUAAAAUUGAUUUUCAUAAAUAAGAAUUAAUCAUAUUAAGAACAUUUAUUUAUCUAUGUGCAAUAUUAAGCGUGGAUGAAGAAGUACAUUAAUAAAUGAAAAAAAUUAGAAAUGUAUGUUGUAAAAUAGUUAACAUUUCUGAAUCCUCUAAAGAAGUAUUUUAUAUUAUUAUUAUUCUAGGCUGAAUUUGAAGAUCCUUGUUUUGAUUUAAUAUUGUAAAAUGUCCCUUGUUAUAAAUGUUAUAUGGUUUCAGAAGUUAAUGUUUUCAAAGAUCUAUGGAAAUGUGAAGGAUGCAAAAAUGAUUAUGAUUCUUAAACUAUGGAAAAAUUGAUAUGCUAAUUUGUAGAACAAUAAUUGUUAUUCUAUCAAAUACAAGAUCUUUAUUGUGUCAAAUGUAAAUAAACUUAAGAUUAUUCAUUCUAAAAAAGGUAUAAAUAUAAUUAUAUUUUAUAGUUGUCAAUGUUCUGCCUAAUUUCAAAUAAAGCUUGAUCAAUUUGAAAAAUGCUUUAUUAGAACACCAACAUAACUUUUUGAUAGUUUAUUAUAGUUAGCAAUAGAAAAGAAUCUUCAUGGAUUAAAGACAUUAAUAUCCUCAAUAAAUAUUUGA
Molecule: messenger RNA, 6758 nt
Organism: Paramecium primaurelia
Lineage: Eukaryota; Ciliophora; Oligohymenophorea; Peniculida; Parameciidae
Source: the annotation of a GenBank genome assembly